Messenger RNA from Telopea speciosissima, 1957 nucleotides. Its product is annotated as acyl-lipid (9-3)-desaturase-like. The transcript has a single exon. Gene Ontology annotation, biological process: lipid metabolic process. The record is from RefSeq and is a predicted model, not a curated record. Gene Ontology annotation, cellular component: membrane. NCBI's taxonomy places the organism in Eukaryota, Viridiplantae, Streptophyta, Magnoliopsida, Proteales, Proteaceae. Gene Ontology annotation, molecular function: oxidoreductase activity, acting on paired donors, with oxidation of a pair of donors resulting in the reduction of molecular oxygen to two molecules of water. Bases 187 to 1527 code for a protein of 446 amino acids.
GAAACAAAUCUUACAUUCGACACUUGUAUCUAUUUCAUGAAAACCACCCCUUGCAUCUCUUCCUCUCUCGACGCAGGAAGGAAGAGAUAGAGGGAAACAGCUCUGUUUAUUCUUAGAUUUUCUUUUCUUCUGGUUGUGAAGUUUCAUUAGAGAUCUUUUGGGGUUUUUUUUUUCUGGUUUGCUUUAAUGGCGGACGCCAAGAUGUACGUUUCAACAGAUGAGCUCAAAAACCAUAACAAACCUGGAGAUCUGUGGAUCUCGAUACAGGGGAAGGUGUAUGAUGUCACGGAUUGGGUUAAAGAUCAUCCAGGCGGUGAGCUUCCGCUUUUAAAUCUCGCCGGUCAGGAUGUUACCGAUGCUUUUGUUGCUUAUCAUCCUGGCUCUGUUUGGAAACUUCUCGAUCGAUUCUAUGUUGGGCACUUGAAAGAUUAUCAAGUUUCUGAGGCUUCCAAGGAUUACAGAAGACUUGUUUCGGAGUUUUCUAAACUUGGUUUGUUUGAAAGAAAAGGGCAUAUUACCUUCUUUUCGCUUUGUUUUAUGGCAAUGUUGUUAGCCGUUAUCGUUUGUGGUGUCUUAUAUUCUAAGAAUGUCUGGGUUCAUCUGGCAUGCGGUGGUCUGAUGGGGUUUCUCUGGAUUCAGAGCGGAUGGAUCGGACACGAUUCUGGGCAUUACCAGAUCAUGACGGGACCUCGUCUCAACCGAUUUGCACAGAUCCUUGCAGGAAAUUGUCUUACAGGCAUUAGCAUUGGGUGGUGGAAGUGGAACCACAAUGCCCAUCACAUUGCCUGUAACAGUCUGGAUUUCGAUCCCGAUCUUCAGCACAUCCCCUUUUUUGCCGUCUCUUCAGCCUUAUUUAACUCGCUCACAUCCUGCUUCUAUGACAGGAAGAUGACUUUUGAUCCUAUCGCCAGAUUUCUGGUGAGUUACCAGCAUUGGACUUUCUACCCUGUUAUGGUCUUUGCUCGUUUUAAUCUGUUUGCCCAGUCGAUAUUUUUGUUGACGUCGAAGCGAAAUGUCCCGAAUAGAGCACAGGAGAUUAUUGGGGUCUUGGUUUUCUGGGUCUGGUACCCUCUACUUGUUUCAUACCUCCCCAAUUGGGGUGAGAUGUUGAUGUUCGUGCUUGCAGGUUUGGUCGUUACUGCAACUCAACAUCUUCAGUUUACCUUGAACCAUUUUUCAACAGAGGUAUACGUGGGCCCACCUCGUGGAAAUGACUGGUUUGAGAAGCAGACGAUGGGCACGCUCGACAUCGCUUGCCCAUCAUGGAUGGAUUGGGCUCAUGGAGGAUUGCAGUUUCAGGUUGAGCAUCACUUGUUCCCCCGCUUACCUCGGUGUCAUUUCAGGAAGAUUGCUCCCACUGUGAGGGAUCUCUGCAAGAAGCACAAUCUGCCUUACAAUAGUGUUUCAUUCUGGGAAGCUAACAAGAAGACCAUUGCGACUCUUAGCACUGCUGCGUUGCAGGCUCGGGAUCUCUCAAACCCUGUUCCUAGGAAUUUGGUCUGGGAAGCACUUAACACUCAUGGUUGAUGUUUCCCAAUUAUUGGGACCCUACUGUUGACUCCACCAAGCGCCGAGAGCGGAUCAUCCAGUGUCUAUGGAUGGAGCACCCCAGCUUAGUCAUUGCUUGCAGAUGUGGAUCAUUUUUCUUCUAUCUCGGUACUCAUAGAUUUCGAUCUUGACCCUUAUAGAUUGAGGUUUCAAAUUCCAUACAUUUGUUUUUGCAAGUUUCUUUAAUUUCUUUUUAUGUCUAUGUGCGAUGGAGAUAAAGGUUUAGUGGAGGUACUUAAUUGUAUUCAACUAUGACAGAGUUCUCUAUGAUUUUAUUAGCUUGUUUAUUUGGAUUAUAUAAUGUUUAUGUAGUUGUCUAGCCUCUGUUGGGAGAUACAACCUGUUAAGGUCAAUGGAUGUGGUAUUUGAAAUUUUGGAUCUCUUCCGAUGUUAUUAUUGUUUGAUUCAA